Molecule: messenger RNA, 2984 nt
Organism: Phycodurus eques (leafy seadragon)
Lineage: Eukaryota; Metazoa; Chordata; Actinopteri; Syngnathiformes; Syngnathidae
Gene: egr1
Product: early growth response 1
Exons: 2
Coding region: 260-1798 (512 amino acids)
Biological process (GO): regulation of transcription by RNA polymerase II
Molecular function (GO): DNA-binding transcription factor activity, RNA polymerase II-specific; RNA polymerase II cis-regulatory region sequence-specific DNA binding
Source: RefSeq, a predicted model, not a curated record
GACACUUCGGAUUUUCUCUAAAAAGAAAAACAAAAAAGACAAGUGGAUCUUUUAUUCAUAUCUGAGCGAGAGGGGAAACAAAAGGACAAGUGGAGCACGAGAGGCAAGGAACGAGGCUGAGCACAACCCAGCAUCCUCUUUGGCUUCUUCCCUGCAAACAGCCAGCGUGCAGCAGUCAGCCGCUCUGCACGCUUCUCCGGCCACCGGGCUCCAGGCUCGAGCGUCAGCCCUGCAACAGCUCCAGAAGCGGCAGAAGAGAAUGGCUGCAGCUAAGACCGAGAUGCUCCUCCCAGCCCUGCAGAUCUCGGAGCCUCUGAACUUCCCUCACUCCCCCAUGGAUAACUACCCCAAGCUGGAGGAGGUGAUGAUGCUCAGCUCUGCGGGGACACCCUUCCUCACAGCUUCCGCACCCGAAGGUGCCGGCUUUGGCUCCGGGGAGCCAGGCGAGCAUUACGACCACCUUGCUGGGGAUACACUCCCAGACAUCCCCUUCAACUGUGAGAAGACAGUUGGGGAGCAGACGUACUCCACCCCAAGGCUUCCCCCCAUCUCCUACACGGGUCGCUUCACUCUCGAACCUGCCACCACCUGCAGCAACAGCCUCUGGGCGGAGCCUAUUUUGGGCUUGUUCACCGGUUUGAUGGGCAACAUUCCUGUGAGUUCCAACUCUUCGUCUGCCAACUCACAGAACUUAUCCUCCUCAACUUCAUCCGCCACAACGUCCUCCUCUUCCCCCUCAUCUACCUCCUCCUCGUCGCAGAGCUCCAGCCUCGCGUCCUCCAUUCACCACAACGAGCCUAACCCCAUCUACUCGGCUGCCCCAACCUACUCCAACCCCAACUCAGACCUCUUUCCAGACCAGGGCCAAGCCUUCCCCAGUUCCAAUGGCGCACAGUACCCUCCCCCUGCCUACCCUAACAGUAAAACGUGCAGCACUAGCUUUCCCGUGCCCAUGAUUCCUGACUACCUGUUCCCGCAGCAGCAGGGAGAGAUCAGCCUGGUGCCCUCUGACCAAAAGCCAUUCCAGAGUCAGUCAAGCCAGCCCUCUCUCACCCCCCUGUCUACCAUCAAGGCCUUCGCCACCCAGACGGGCUCUCAAGACCUAAAGAGUGUCUAUCAGUCUCAGCUGAUCAAGCCCAGCCGCAUGCGCAAGUACCCUACCCGACCGAGCAAGACCCCCCCACACGAGAGGCCCUACGCCUGCCCGGUGGAGACGUGCGACCGCCGCUUCUCGCGCUCCGAUGAGCUGACGCGCCACAUUCGCAUCCACACGGGCCAGAAGCCCUUCCAGUGCCGCAUUUGCAUGCGAAACUUCAGCCGCAGCGACCACCUAACAACGCACAUCCGCACGCACACAGGCGAGAAGCCCUUUGCCUGCGAUAUCUGCGGACGCAAGUUUGCUCGCAGUGACGAGAGAAAGAGGCACACAAAGAUCCACCUGCGGCAGAAGGACAAGAAGGCGGAGAAAGCGGGGACCGGGGCGCUGCGAGUGUCAGCCCCCGUGUCGGCCGCCUCGCCUGCCUCGAGCUACCCCUCGCCCAUCACUUCAUACCCGUCCCCGGUGUCUUCUUACCCGUCACCUGUCACCUCCUGCUACUCCUCUCCAGCGCAUACUUCCUAUCCAUCUCCCUCUAUUGCCACCACCUACCCUUCAGUGUCCAUGUCAAGCACCUUCCAGUCCCAAGUCGCCUCUCCCUUCCCUUCGUCAGUCGCCUCCAACCUCUACAGCUCCCCUGUGCCCACCCCACUAUCAGACCUGCAGACCACCCUCUCCCCAAGGACAAUCGAGAUCUGCUAAGAUUGCUUCGAAAAGGUCACUUGAAGGGAUGUGCGGCAGCAACUAAAGACUCCAGAGACUGUUGUUCCCCCCCCCCCCCCCCACAAAUAAAAAAAAAAGCACUUUUGUGACUUCUCUCUGUGCGGUGUUGAGUCAAUCCUGAGCAAGGUUUUUCCUUCCUCUCUGCCACAGCUCUGACAAACAAAUGCAGCACUUCAAAUGCAUAAAGGACUGAAAAGAGAGAGUCGGAUCCAGCACUGUUGGCUCUUUACUAUCAGGUACACACAAAAUGAAAAAGUGAAGAUCGCCAGCAGCUGUAGUGCUAAAACACGUCCGCCCCUUGUAGGCAUGCAUACAGUACAAGAGACAAUGACUGAUAUACAUAAGCUACCAUAUAUGUAUAUUGUUCAUGUGCCAUGUUUAGUUUUUAUCAUUCUUUGAUAUCAUUGAUGUGAACAAUGAUUUGCAUAUCUGCAUUGUAUUAUUUGAAGUGAGCAGGGCCACAUUUUCUACAUUGUCUAUUAAGUAGUGAUGCUGCUGUGAUACGUUUUAUUUGGAAAAAGACAAAAAAAACCACACGUAUUCAAGCAUGAAUAGGAGUAAUGUUAGUUUCUGUUUGUAAAUAGCAUCCACUGGUACUCUUUUUCUCUCUUUCUCACAUGUGACAUAUCGUUGAGUCGAGGAAAGAAAAAGAAAAGAGCAUUUCCUGCCUGCCCCCCCAAAAACUAACAAAAAAUGACAAACGCUCCCGUUAUUUGGUGCCUUUUGUGAAGCCUUGCUGAUGUCGCGAAUUGGCUGCGUGCGCGAGAGAGGAUGCGCUGCAUCUCGCCUUAUGGACUGAGGGAAUAUUUUUGUUACAGAAUGUCACACUCGAAUUGAAAAGGGAUGAGGGCACUGCUUCAUUUAAUUCGAAUGUAAGCUAAAAAAAAACAAAAACAGAGAGAACAUUUUAAAUUAUAUUUUUAUAAGUGUAAAUAUCCAUAUCUUCAAGAGCCGGAAUGUUGACAUUACCUACUGAGUAGGCAUGGGAUUCUUUUGUAUGUUCAAAACAUGCAGUUCAUUAUUUUGUGGUUUUUCUUUAUUUUGUAUUUGUGUUUGUUGAAACAAGUGACUGUUCCUGGCUUCUGAACACAAUGAAUGCGCUUAACUGCCAAUGGGAUAUUUGGUGUAAAAGAUAUCCUCCCAGAAAUUAAAUAUAAAUAAAAAU